GGCUAUGGCUACGAUUCGACCCUGACACCACGUCACUGCUGAACGGAAAUGGGGCUCCGGAGACAUUUUUCAUUGCUGUUGGUUCUGGAAGAGUCCUUUCCCGCCUGCAAGUGACCACAGCCGAGUGCUUCUCCAACUAUCUCGAGGCUGCGGUCACAGGCUUUGGUGCUCCCGCCUCCGGGACCAUUGUGCCGACAGUGAACUGCAGAGCAAGAAACAGGAAGGUUUCACACAUGGACUUUGCGCUGUCGCUGCUCUGGUGUCACACACUGUCGCUGCUGUGCAUCCUGUUGGCCGACACCUUCGGCACCUUCCUGACCGCUCUGGCACCUGCAGUACAGGAUUUUAAUGAUGCGCCUGUUCGUAAGGAGGGAGCGAAGGCUCCGCUUUGGUCGGUCAGCAUGAUCAGGUCAUAAUACAUUGUUCAAAAGGAACAACGGGCUGCAGUAAAUCCUUGUGGGCUUUCUGUGCCACACGGUCUGUUGAUGGCGAAUGCUGAGCGAGAGCACAGUCACCCAUAGGCUGUUUGUCCCUCAUCAGCACAGGAUUGGCGCUGACAAAAUUGAACGCGGAGCAAGAGCCACAGCAGUCCCCAGGCACCGGCUGCCUCUUCAUCAACACCUAUCGUGUUGCACCUGAUGACUGCAAUGCCAUUGUAGAAAAGCUGUGUAGGACCCGAUACACUUAAGAGAAACAAAUAAAUAAAUAAACAGUUUUAUGGUUAUGCGGUUUUAAUGAGAUUGGCUCCAGGAAAUGUGAAAUCCCUUCCUGCCAGUCCAUGUGCCACUUCUGUUCAAUUAGGACUAAUUUGGUUUGAUACUCAUGCUCAUCAUGUCCAGCUUUCCGCUAUAGGCCCCCAGCACCCAGUCCAGGGAACAAGGCUCCGGCUCUCCGGCUGUUGGACACGCCCAUUUUUGCAGGCUCUGAAUGUUCUGAAAGAUCUGAUGCUACGUGUUGAGCCAUGUGCAUCAGACAACACCGAACUUGCUGUGGAACAGCUGGAGCUCAUGAGCUUCUGCAUUGUUUCGUGGAGCAAAGCACUACUUCUCGAUCAUCUUGCCCCAUGAAGCAAUCUGUUGACAUGGUUCAGUCCAAGGGUCAGCGGUUCCAGCGCUCAAGUGCUUUAUCUCUGCACCUUUGAAAACAUGGCUUCGACUCCUCAUGUGCACCCAAUACAAGCAUUCACAUUAUAUAUCCAUCUUGACUUGUACCUUAAUAAAAGAGUGGUUGUCAUACUACUGGCUUUGACAUGUAAGAGUAGUACUAGUUAUCCCUCAUCACUGUUCCUCCCCUUUUGAGGGUACACUUUACCGGACGGGGAGUCAACGGUUAAAGACAUGGUUUUGUCUCUUUCUGUGUGCUCUGCUGCCACCGUGUGUCUCUAACCACAAAUGAACAGGGCAGCACAAGUCAGCCUUCUUCACAGGAUACCGUACUUCAAUAUAAAGUGCAAAGGAUGUUUAUAUUGCAGCAGCCUCUGUCUUUUCCCACAAGAUCCACACGGUGCUCUCCUUCCCUCAGGAGUGUACAUAGUGAUCGGCGCCGGCAGCCUCAUGAUGCUCGUGGGCUUCUUCGGAUGCUGCGGUGCAGUCAGGGAGUCGCAGUGUCUUCUGGGAUCGUUCUUCACUUGCCUCCUGGUAAUCUUCGGUGCUGAGGUCGCCGCUGGGGUGUUUGGCUUUUUAAACAAGGACAAGAUUAUCGAGGAACUACAGAGUUUCUACAGCGAGUCAGUCGACGAAAACAGCAACAGCACCGUCGCGACUGUGUACCACAAAAUUCUCAACUGUUGCGGAAGCAGCACAUCGAACGUGUCCCUUUGCCCAGAAUCGGAGCCCGAACUCCAGAACUGUGAGAUCGCCAUUGCAGAUUUCUUCAACACAAAGCUGUACAUCAUCGGAUAUGUGGGAAUCGGCAUUGCAGGAAUUAUGAUAAUCGGCAUGAUCUUCAGCAUGGUGUUGUGCUGCGCGAUACGAAACAACCGGGAGGUCAUCUAGAGGCCCAUGACCUGCACCCCUAUCCCACACCUCCCCCAACAAUCCCCCCCACCCCUGAACCCACAAAUCCCAGGCAGCGAAACCUCUGUAGUGCAGGCAUCUUCUGGGCUGCGGUCAGGUGGGACGUCGGGUGUCUCCACAACAUUCACAAGCAUUUGCGAGCAUGCCGAUAUGACCGCCACCGGCCUAGUGACGUCAUCCGUUGGUGCCACAACCAGGACCGCAGCUGAGCCCGACUGGCACUCGCCGGACCUCUCCACCACUUCCACUUGCGUCUAAAUUAACGUAUUGACUCAAGUUCUCCUGCCGAAUCCACUUGCUCAUGCACCGUGCUCUUACCACCAUUUGCCGCUGCCAGGGUCCUGCGGCGACGGCUGAUUCAGACCCAGGAAAUUUUUCAUAUUAUAAUUUAGCUACUGAUUGCUUCACACCUCCGGCUUAAUACAGAUAACUUUUAUGGGUUAUGAUUUUGUUCCCAUUCACUUGUCAAUCAGAAGGUGCUUCCUGUUUUCUCUGAUAUACGGAUCAAUAAUUCAAUGCCCCUGCUCUCCACGAAGCCAUGCUCAGUAGAGACUUGGCUGCUCCAGCUUGAGCUCUCAUGACAUUUCCAAACAUCACCAUGGCCACAAGCCCAGGUUCGUGGGCAGCUGCUUUGAGAACCAAGCUGGUCUCUCCUUGCAGCUAGAGAGUCCAUAGGGUGCAGCUGGGAACAGGUGUGCCAAGUCGCAUCUCCUGUAGUUUAACGCACCAGUGGAGUGGAGGGCGAUCCUGUAGAUACCGGAGAGGCAACUUCAUCUCCUUACAGGUCAAAACGCUUUUGAAGCAACGCCGCUGUAAGAAAUUCCCUAAAGUCCUAAAGACGCUCGUAACUCUCACUGUUCCUGGAGUCUCACUGUAUAAAAGAUGAAUAAAAGUUAGAGAAUCAAAUUAAUAUUUGAAAAUUUCCCUGCUGAGACUUUUCAAAUCGCUCAUCAAUUCUCUAGCUGCCAACUGAAGCACAAUAUACCAAUUAGUUACCUUAUAACACUUGUUUAAUUCUGCUGAAAAGUGGUGACACUUUUCGUAUAUAUAUAUAUAUAUAUAUAUAUACACACACACACACACAUACAUAUAUCGAAAUCUUUUUCUCCAGUCUUUAUGUGUAUCUUCGCCCUUUAAUGAGCAGAACAGAAAGGUAGAUGUGUGCCAUCCCUGCACUUGUCCAAGUUGCAAUUUCGCCAAACUAAAUUGAGUUUACUACUCAUUACUAGAAGAAAAUGCUGAUUCCGCCGCAGCCGUUGGAAUGGCUUGCUGAACUGACCCGACGCCAUAGGUGCCAUAAUGAGCAGCUCCGUCCUGUCCAGCUGCAGCAUCAUCAGCCAUGAAAGAGAUGUGCAAAUAUUUGUUUUUUUUUUUUCUUUUUAAUGUUUCUAUAAAACUCCUCCUCUGGUGGCUAAAGGGACAGGACAGGACAGAGCGCAGCCCAACAUCACCACAAACACAUUACAGUACUGUACAUGUUUGCAGCGACAAGAUAUUGUAUCCUGUAGCGUCACGUUGUCUUCAGCAGCUCCUGGAGACGCUGAGCAGGAGCUUCGUCCAGGGUGACAAUACGAACGAUGAACAAGAGCCUGCCUACUGUACUUGAUUACAGUACAACCCUACAUGGAUCUCGUUAAUUUAUUUUAACAUGUACUUGAUGUCAUUGAAAGUUAAGUAGUGUUGAGGCUUCUCAGAAGUUUAAAUGUCAGAACUAAUAAAAUUUUGUAGAAUUACUUUA
Scleropages formosus (Asian bonytongue) is the source of this 3753-nucleotide messenger RNA. It is a transcript of the gene tspan2a, whose product is annotated as tetraspanin 2a. The transcript is spliced from 7 exons. Gene Ontology annotation, cellular component: plasma membrane. NCBI's taxonomy places the organism in Eukaryota, Metazoa, Chordata, Actinopteri, Osteoglossiformes, Osteoglossidae. Bases 1392 to 1994 code for a protein of 200 amino acids. The record is from RefSeq and is a predicted model, not a curated record.